UGUAGCUCAAAGUGAUGAGCAACUGAAGGACUCUUGGUCAGUGGCUUCUCUAUCCAAACCAAAAAUGGUGACAAGAGUAGAGGAGGAGGAGAAAGGUGCUGUGGAUUACACAGAGGAUGGGACACUGGAUCUAAAGGGCAGACCUGUCCUAAGAUCAAAAACUGGGAGAUGGAAAGCUUGCUCCUUCAUUGUUGCAUAUGAAUUGUUUGAAAGGAUGGCAUAUUAUGGGAUUGCAUCAAAUCUGGUGCUGUACUUGACAAGGAAACUGCACGAGGGCACUGUGAAAUCAGCAAACAAUGUCACAAACUGGGUGGGGACUGUUUGGAUGAUGCCGCUUCUGGGUGCCUACGUCGCCGACGCUCAUCUCGGCCGUUACUGGACUUUCAUCAUCGCCUCAGGCAUUUACCUUGUGGGAAUGUGCUUAGUGACUCUUGCAGUUUCGCUGCCAGCCCUGAGACCUCCAUCAUGCAGCCAUGAGGUACAAGACUACGACUGCGACAAACGGGCCUCGCCGUUUCAAGUGGGCAUCUUCUACUGUGCGUUGUACAUAAUAGCUGUCGGAACCGGCGGAACCAAGCCCAACAUCUCGACCAUGGGCGCGGACCAAUUCGACCAAUUCGAGCCCAGGGAGAGGAUCCACAAGCUCUCCUUCUUCAAUUGGUGGAUGUUCAGCAUCUUCUUUGGCAUCCUUUUCUCCAAUACUUUCCUCAUAUAUAUACAGGACAAUGUGGGCUGGACUGUGGGCUAUACCCUCCCAACAGUAGGGCUGGCCGUGUCGAUACUGAUCUUUCUUUUGGGCACACCUUACUAUAGACACAAACCUCCUUCAGGGAGUCCAUUUACUAAGAUGGCUAGGGUUUUGGUGGCUACGGUGAGGAAGUGGGAAAAGGUUGUCCCAAAUGACCCAAAAGAGCUUUAUGAGCUGAGCUUGGAUGAGUACUCCAAACCUGGAAAGUUCAGAAUUGACUCCACCCCUUCAUUAAGACUUCUUGACAAAGCUGCCGUAAAGAGUGGACCAAGUACACCAUGGAACCUAUGCCCAGUAACCCAAGUUGAAGAAACCAAGCAAAUGAUAAAAAUGAUUCCAAUUCUAAUUGCAACAUUCAUACCCAGUGCCCUGGGAGCACAGAUAAACACACUUUACAUCAAGCAAGGCACCACACUGGUGAGGAGCAUGGGUCCCAAUUUCGAAAUCCCCCCUGGCUGUCUCACAGCGUUCAUAACCAUCUUCAUGUUGGUCAGCAUUGUCCUCUACGACCGACUCUUUGUCCCUGCAAUCCGAAAGUACACGAAAAACCCGAGAGGGAUCUCACUACUGCAGAGAAUGGGAAUUGGCCUAGUAUUGCACGUCGUCAUCACAGUCGUCUCUUGCUUAGCUGAGAGAAAGAGAUUGAGUGUUGCAAAAUCACAUGGCAUUACGGAAAAACACCAAAUCGUACCUCUUAGCAUCUUCAUUCUCCUCCCUCAAUUUGCACUAAUGGGGGUGGCCGACAACUUUUUGGACGUCGCAAAGCUCGAAUUCUUCUACGACCAGGCACCGGAGGGAAUGAAAAGCCUUGGCACUGCCUAUUUCGCCAUCAGCUUGGGAGUUGGGAAUUUUCUCAGCAGCUUCCUUUUAUCGAUGGUGGCUCAUUUUACAAAGAGACACGGCCACCCGGGUUGGGUUCUGGACAACCUAAAUGCCUCUCGUCUGGACUAUUACUACGCUUUUUAUGCUGUGCUGAGCUUUCUCAACCUUCUCUUCUUUCUGGUUAUUUCCAAGUUCUUCGUGUAUAACGCAGAGCUGGACAACGAACGCGGAAAAGAGUUGCAAGAAGCCAUUGUAGGUUCGCCAAACCACUCAAAAUAAGGUUCCGGCAUGUUUCAUUUGCUUCUUAGAAACAAAUACAAAGAUUAUUGAAAUAAUGCCCAUUGUAUAUGAAAGAAAAGGCAUAGAAAUGUCAAAUGAUGAUGUUAAAAGAUUUAAGGUC
Molecule: messenger RNA, 1970 nt
Organism: Rhododendron vialii
Lineage: Eukaryota; Viridiplantae; Streptophyta; Magnoliopsida; Ericales; Ericaceae
Product: protein NRT1/ PTR FAMILY 5.2-like
Exons: 4
Coding region: 65-1849 (594 amino acids)
Biological process (GO): transmembrane transport; dipeptide transport
Cellular component (GO): membrane
Molecular function (GO): dipeptide transmembrane transporter activity; tripeptide transmembrane transporter activity
Source: RefSeq, a predicted model, not a curated record